Messenger RNA from Cydia pomonella (codling moth), 1617 nucleotides. Its product is annotated as sodium channel protein Nach-like. The transcript has 4 exons. Lineage: Eukaryota; Metazoa; Arthropoda; Insecta; Lepidoptera; Tortricidae. The coding region runs from base 142 to 705 and encodes 187 amino acids. Gene Ontology annotation, cellular component: membrane. The record is from RefSeq and is a predicted model, not a curated record. Gene Ontology annotation, molecular function: ligand-gated sodium channel activity. Gene Ontology annotation, biological process: sodium ion transmembrane transport.
UAUUUUACUUUUAUAUUGUUAAGAGUUUAAAUUGUCUAACGAUCAUGGUGUAGUUUUGCUAAGACUUGUAUCUAUUGAGGGCAAACUAUUAUCGUUUGUUCCAAUAUUUUACGCAGAACAAAUUGCCUGGUGGAAUGCAGGAUGGGUAACUUGGUGAGAAGAUGCGGUUGCCUGCUUCCCUUCUACUAUAGACCGGCAGGCAUUCCUCUAUGCGAUGCGCUUAGCCUGCCGUGCGCUAAAAGAUUCUCAGCUGAGUUCGACAGGAACAAAUGCGACUGCCCACUGUCCUGUCAUUACCAAAAUGUGCUGAUCGAAACGAACACAUACCAGACCUCUUCAACGGUGGAGCCUAUCGACAGUUUUUACCAUGGCCUCAACCUGAGCGGCGUCACCGUGGUGCGCGUGUUUCUCAAAAGCCAUGAGACCAAAACGUUCUACCGGAAACCCAUCUACAACUUUGUCGACCUAUUCUCUCAACUAGGAGGCGUCUUCAACGUAUUCUUCGGCUGUAGUAUCCUCAGCAUACUGGAACUUCUGCAGCUGGCCUGGUACGCCAACAAGUCGAGAACAGCACAGAACGGGAGUAGAAAGAAGAAGUUCUUCAGCGUGUGCUGUCGGAGGAGGGUCAGGGGGGUGGGGAAGAAAAAGAUUAAGAGAGUUAAUACGUUUUUUAAGAAAUGUAAUAAAGUGGUUUAUACUCAUUAAAAUAGAAUAGAAUUGUUGUGUUGGUUAAAAGUUGAAUAUCAUCCAUUGAUUUAAUGCUUAGUAAAUGGAGUUUAGCACACAAACCAUUGCUUUCAGUCAAAUUUCUUUUAUUACAUCGAUACACAGUAUUAAUUAAACAAUAUCAGUUCGACACCUUCCAAAUCUUGACAGUUCUCUCUAUUAAUUAAAAUAGAGACCAUGUGCGUUGGAGGGUCUGCCAUCUUGUGGGCUACAUUGGAAGCAUAUACUUCACAUUUACAAGUCUCCUGUGCUGCCCCCUACAGUUUAUACACGCUCCCUAUUGCCAUUAACACAACAACCAAAAAGUAUAAAGCCAGGUGCAUACUGCAUGUUCUAAGGCCACUUCCAGAAAGAUGCUCGCAAUUUAGAAACUUCGAUUUUUGCGUGCCCUGAAUAUUGUACAAUUUGUCUGGUCUGAUGUUGAUAUUUUGUACGGUCUCCCGUCUAUUUUUUUCACGAUUUUGAUAUUGGUCUCAUAGUAAAAGAUGCUCAGUAUCAGUGCAAUGGACGAAGAGCUGGAACACGUAUAAAUUUCCAUCGCCGAUAUACUCCCAACAAAAGAACUACCCGGGCUUGAUGAGACACGAAAAAUAUGGGUUACACUGAAUAGAAUAAGGACCGAUGUCAGCUGCUGCAACCAUAAUCUCCAUAAAUGGGGCUAUAAGCCCUCACCAAACUGCGACUGUGGCGCGCCAGACCAGACAACCACGCACAUCGUGGAGGAAUGCCCCAUGAAAUGUUUUUCUAGAGGCAUGAAAGAACUGCACGCGAUAACUGCGUAUGCCAGGGAAUGGCUAUCAAACUUAGACCUUAAACUUUGACUAUAAUGUUACUUUUGUAAACUUGAUUUGUAUUUUAUUUUUCCAAUAAAGCCAUACGAUAAUAAUAAUA